Cladophialophora yegresii CBS 114405 is the source of this 1269-nucleotide messenger RNA. RefSeq lists its product as uncharacterized. The transcript is spliced from 2 exons. The record is from RefSeq and is a predicted model, not a curated record. Gene Ontology annotation, cellular component: mitochondrion. Gene Ontology annotation, molecular function: pseudouridine synthase activity; RNA binding. Gene Ontology annotation, biological process: tRNA modification; mRNA pseudouridine synthesis. Lineage: Eukaryota; Fungi; Ascomycota; Eurotiomycetes; Chaetothyriales; Herpotrichiellaceae. Bases 1 to 1269 code for a protein of 422 amino acids.
AUGGCACAGCCGUCGGGGAAACUCCUCGAAGGCGUCUUCGCUGUCAGCAAACCACCCAGCGUCUCUUCGGCCCAAGUUCUUCGCGAGCUCCAACAUAAGUUUGCGGAGUCUAAGACGUUUGCGCCAUUACUUGAGCAGACUAAAAGAGCCAGAGAGGAGCAAGACCGUCACCAGCCCAAACGUCGGAAAAGGACGAGUGAUGACCAGAUUUUCAAGAUGGGCCACGGCGGCACCUUGGAUCCUCUGGCGACCGGAGUUUUGAUCGUCGGAAUCGGCCGCGGCUCCAAAUCUCUGCCCGACUUUCUUGGCUGUAAGAAGACCUACGAGACGGUGGUCCUCUUUGGAAAAAGCACCGACACCUACGAUAUCAUGGGCAAAGUUGUAGCGGCGGCUUCAACCGAGCACAUCACCCGAGAGGUUGUUGAAGACAAGUUGGCCCAAUUCAGGGGCAAGAUGAAGCAGAUUCCACCCAUCUACAGUGCUAUCAAGGUCCAAGGUAUGAAGCUGUACGAGUAUGCGAGAAGUGGAAAGGAACUGCCCCGGCAACUGGAAAGCCGGGAUAUCGAGAUCUCAGAGUGUACGCUUCUUGACUACUAUGACCCUGGUGAGCAUGGUUACAGAUGGCCCGCUGAGCAAGCGACCGACGAGGAAAAGGCUGUUGCGCAAAAGCUUAUCGCCGGAGCAGAGUCGACCAAAAAGCUACUAGGUCAAGACGCAGCACCUACUAGGCCGCGGACUCCUCCAAGCGAGAGGUACAAAGAGUUCCGGGAAUCCAACAAUCUCCCUCCUGACAAGAAGGCGGCAAUGCACACUCACGACAUAGGGACACUCGAGGCGCAGCCAGCAAAUGCACCAGCGGCCCGUAUACGCCUGACCGUUAGUAGUGGCUUCUACGUGCGCUCAUUCGCGUACGACCUUGGAACUGCUUGUGACUCGUACGGAACGAUGGCGGCCUUGGUCCGCAGCAAGCAAGGGCAUUUCACCAACAUUGAACCUAUUCCGGAAGGCUUUGUGCCUGCCAUCACUUGGGAGGAUCUGGGAGCUGGAGAGGAUACCUGGGGACCCAAAAUCACGAAGGUGCUGGAGGACUGGGUUGAGACGCACCCGCCGCCUUCGACCCAGAAUAGAAUUGACGAUCGUGAUCGGUCGGAGAGCGACUAUCGCUACAAGCGGUCGAACCAUGGCGGUGGAUGGAGGGGAGGUGGCCGGAAGAGGUCAUGGAACGAUGCAAGACAGACGAGGCGGAACAGCUCGUCCCCAGAGUGUUGA